Sorex fumeus (smoky shrew) is the source of this 605-nucleotide messenger RNA. RefSeq names its product coiled-coil domain containing 188 (gene CCDC188). The record is from RefSeq and is a predicted model, not a curated record. The transcript has 6 exons. Lineage: Eukaryota; Metazoa; Chordata; Mammalia; Eulipotyphla; Soricidae. Bases 57 to 482 code for a protein of 141 amino acids.
GUGCUGUUUCGCAGAAGGAGCUGCAACAGAUCCGGCUGUCCUUUGAGAGGAAGAAGAUGGCCAUUACUGAGGUAUGGGACGGAGUGGCCGAGGUACACACAGCCCUGAACAACCAGGCCACCGGGCUGAUGAAUCUCAAGAAAGACAUCCGAGGCGUGCUGGACCAGAUGGAGGACAUUCAGCUAGAGAUUCUGGGGGAGCGCGCUCAAAGUCGAACUCAGGCCCGGAAGGAGCGGCAGCUGGCCUGCCUGAGGCCGAAGCUGGGAUGUCCAGAGACCUUCAAGAGCCAGCUCUGGCUGCUGGCCCUGAAGCUGCUGCUGGGCACCCUGCUGGCCUGCACCGCCGCCUACGUGUACGUGGUGGACCCCACGCCCUUCGAAGGGCUGGUGCCGCCCCUGCUGAGCCGCGCCGCCGUCUGGAGGCUACGGGCGCUGCUGAGCCCGUUCCUACGCCUCGAGGUGGACGAUUUCCUGCCCUUCUAGACCCGAAGGCCCCGCGGACCCAGCGAGGAGAAGCCCUGGCAGCCGGCUCUUACCCCGGGUGCCCAGCGACCGUGUCGGCCCCCGCUCGUGGGCUCCUGGCACUGGCGCUCACGGUCCCAGCCG